AUGACCUCCUCCUCACCUCCCGACGACAAGAUCGACGAUGAGAUGAUUCUCGAUUGUAUCACCGUCAAGCCAAAACCUUCCCACUCUUACACCGACAUGACCUCCUCACUCCCGACGCAAACCUGGCUGCUGGCAGCCCAGUCAGCACCACGAGAAGGAAGUGGGCGGGACCGAUUCCCGCCUAUCUUUUUGACAGCGACACUCCCCCCGCGCCAGCCGAGCACGAACCCGUUGCUAGCAGCCCAAGAAGAGGAAGUUGGUGGCACCGAUGGCCGGAUCUCUGAGCCCGAGGCGUCCAACAAGUCUGUUGAAGCUGAGACACCCCCGUCCAAGCCGACGAACGAGAAGACAGACAGACCCAGACCUUCGAAAGAAGGGAUCGCCAACAAAAGAAUCCAGCGGAGCGAGAACCGUCGCGGCAAGAGCAGACGCACCUCCGACAAGACCUGGGCCGAUCUCAGUACCGUCGAUAAUAAGAAGGGGUUGCUUGAUACCUUCGAAAACCAGAGAUUGGCGACACCGGGACGCCGAAAGCAACUUUCGGAGUGCAACUGGGUGCGCUAUCGGUUGUCCGCACUCAAUGUCUUGAUGCUGGGUGACUGGGCUAUUGGACCAGUGCCGAGGUUGGUGCUGACGGACCCCGAGGGAAGACAUUACGAACUGGAGGAUGCGAGGUUUCCUACGCAGAGGGGUCUGCCUGACAUCUGA
Sordaria macrospora k-hell is the source of this 708-nucleotide messenger RNA. RefSeq lists its product as uncharacterized. The record is from RefSeq and is a predicted model, not a curated record. NCBI's taxonomy places the organism in Eukaryota, Fungi, Ascomycota, Sordariomycetes, Sordariales, Sordariaceae.